AUGAAACUUGUUUCACAGAUCUUAUAUAAGAUCUGUCUGUUAUGUUCUCCGCCUGAAAACGAAGACAGAGCAGCUACCUCACAAGUUGAGCAGUCAAGCAUGGCCCACAUCAAUGGUCCAGUGGUGGAACAGUUCACUUUUGAAGAAAGGUCAGCUCCCUUCAAGAGCUGCCAUGCCUCUACCAUUGUUGAGGUUGAUAAGGGUCACUUUUUGGUUGCAUAUUUUGGGGGCACUUCAGAAGGUGCACCUGAUGUCAAAAUCUGGUUGCAAACUUACAAGAAUGGCAUAUGGGAAUCACCUGUAGUUGCUGAUGAGCAACCUAAUGUUCCUAUGUGGAAUCCUGUGUUGUUCAAGCUUCCAUCAGAUGAGAUACUUCUGUUCUACAAAAUAGGCCAAGAAGUUCAGAAAUGGAGUGGUUUCAUGAAGCGCUCAUAUGAUAAAGGCAUUACUUGGACAGAAAGAGAACAACUUCCUCCUGGAAUACUAGGACCUAUAAAGAAUAAGCCUAUUUUGCUAGAAAACAAUCGUCUGCUAUGCGGAUCAUCUGUUGAGAGCUGGAACUCCUGGGGUGCCUGGGUUGAGUUCACAACAGAUUUUGGCAGGACAUGGAGCAAGCAUGGCCCAAUUUACCUAGAAAAUCAACCUCUUAGUGUGAUUCAACCAGUGCCUUAUCAGACAGCAGAUGGGAGAUUACGCAUUCUACUACGAUCUUUUGAUGGCAUCGGUAGAAUAUGCAUGUCAGAAUCGUCUGAUGGUGGCAAGACUUGGGGAUUUGCAGCAGCUACCAAGCUCCCCAACCCAAAUGCAGGCAUUGAUGGGGUUAAGCUUAAGGAUGGCCGUUUAGUGCUUGCAUACAAUACGGUGUCAAGGGGUGUGCUUAAAGUCGCAGUCUCCGAGGAUGAUGGCGAUUCUUGGGAAGAGGCUCUCACAUUGGAAGACACAGUGGGGAUGGAAUUCUCAUAUCCUGCUGUUAUUCAGGCUAAUGAUGGCCUAAUACACAUCACUUAUACAUAUGACAGAACACAAAUUAAGCAUGUUGUUCUUCGGCCAUAGUGAUUUGGUGUAAAUUGUUCCAAAUAAACUUGAAAAAGAACCAUGUCUUCUUUUCUAUCAUCCGAAGGACUGAGUACAGGGGCAAAGACUGACGCAUGGAUUGUCUAUCCUUACUUCUAAUUGUCAAAUAAUAUGCUUCAGAGUUCAGACAUUGUUUUGUUAAUUUUUUUUUUCAGUGUUGAUGAUAUCUGAAAUGAAAGAAGAGGGAAAAAAGAUGCACUAAACAAACAAAAGAACGGUUUCCAGA
Arachis duranensis is the source of this 1300-nucleotide messenger RNA. RefSeq lists its product as uncharacterized. The transcript has 7 exons. NCBI's taxonomy places the organism in Eukaryota, Viridiplantae, Streptophyta, Magnoliopsida, Fabales, Fabaceae. Bases 1 to 1053 code for a protein of 350 amino acids. The record is from RefSeq and is a predicted model, not a curated record.